This is a messenger RNA of Pogoniulus pusillus (Red-fronted tinkerbird), 9552 nucleotides long. It is a transcript of the gene PIK3R3, whose product is annotated as phosphoinositide-3-kinase regulatory subunit 3. The record is from RefSeq and is a predicted model, not a curated record. Bases 211 to 2406 code for a protein of 731 amino acids. Gene Ontology annotation, cellular component: phosphatidylinositol 3-kinase complex. NCBI's taxonomy places the organism in Eukaryota, Metazoa, Chordata, Aves, Piciformes, Lybiidae. Gene Ontology annotation, biological process: phosphatidylinositol phosphate biosynthetic process; insulin receptor signaling pathway. The transcript has 16 exons. Gene Ontology annotation, molecular function: 1-phosphatidylinositol-3-kinase regulator activity; protein binding.
GAGCGCGGCUCGGCAGGGCCGGACCGGCUCCGCUCCGCUCCGCUCCGCUCCCGUUCUCCGUUUCCGCCAGGGAAACCGCCGAGCCCGGGAAGGGAGCACUCCCAUCCUCACGACACCGCCCCAGCCUGGGCACACCUGCCCUGUGCUGGCACCCCGACCCCCUGAUGCCGAGCUGGCUUUGGGCAGCGUGAUCCACAGCACGCCAUCACCAUGGCCUCCUCAGAUGGGCUGCAGUACCGUGCUCUCUAUGAGUACAAGAAGGACCGGGAAGAGGACCUGGCACUGUGCCCUGGGGAUGUGCUGACGGUCAGCAGGGCCGGGCUGCUCAGCAGCCCCGACUACAAGGACGGGGACGAGCGCAGCCCCCAGGGUUGGCUCCAUGGCUUCAACGAGCGCACCAAGGAGCGCGGCGACUUCCCCGGCACCUACGUGGAGUACCUGGGUCCAGCACGCGUUGUCACCACUGCCACCAAGGCCAGGCCACGGCCCCUGCCCCCACCGCCCGCCGGAACUCCCACACCCUGGGGACAGCCCGGGCAGGCAGAUCUGGCUGAGCACCCCACCCUCCCCGAGCAAGCGCUGCCAACCGUGGCCAGGCUCAUCGAAGCACUGGAAAAACAAGGUCUUGACAGUGAGAUGCUCUACAGAUCCACCCCUGGUGUGCUGGGGGAUGCUGAGCUGAAGCAGGCUCUUCUGACAGAUGCCUCAGCUGUGGACAUGGACCUGUAUGAUGCUCAGACACUGGCAGAGGCCCUGAAGUGGUACCUCCAAGAGCUCCCAUCACCCCUGGUUCCCCCAGCUCUCUACAAUGACUUGGUCCACAUGGCUCAAGAGAGCCCAGGCUUGGAGGAGUGUGGCCAGCGAGCCAGAGCUCUGCUGGCCCCCCCAGCCCUGCCGCAGCCCCAGGCACUGCUCCUGCACCAGCUCAUCCACCACUUCUGCCGCCUCUGCCAGGGCACUCGCAGGAGCCGCCUCUCACCCCGGCUCCUUGGGGAGCUCUUUGGAGAGCUGCUUCUCCGCCCCACAGCAGCCAGCACUGAGGCGAGCCCUGAGCUCCGUGCAAGGAUCCUGGAGUCUCUCAUCAUGGCCGACGAGGUGGCAGAGGUGCCAGCAGCCCCUGCUCUUCCUCCAAAGCCCCCCAAACCAAUGACUCCAGUCAAUACAAAUGGAAUGAAGGACAAUUCCAGUUUCUCACUGCAGGAAGCAGAGUGGUACUGGGGGGACAUCUCAAGGGAAGAAGUAAAUGACAAACUACGAGACAUGCCAGACGGAACCUUCCUGGUGCGCGAUGCAUCAACCAAGAUGCAGGGGGACUACACUCUGACGUUACGGAAGGGUGGCAACAACAAACUGAUAAAGAUCUAUCACCGGGAUGGCAAAUAUGGCUUCUCUGAUCCACUGACGUUUAAUUCAGUUGUGGAACUGAUUAACCACUACCGCAAUGAGUCUCUGGCUCAGUAUAACCCGAAGCUUGAUGUGAAGUUGAUGUAUCCAGUGUCCCGGUACCAGCAGGAUCAGUUGGUGAAAGAAGAUAAUAUAGAUGCAGUAGGUAAAAAGCUUCAAGAAUACCAUGCUCAGUAUCAGGAAAAGAGUAAAGAGUAUGACAAGUUGUAUGAAGAAUAUACCAGAACAUCACAGGAAAUUCAGAUGAAGAGGACAGCAAUUGAAGCCUUUAAUGAAACUAUUAAGAUAUUUGAGGAGCAGUGCCACUCACAAGAGCGGUACAGCAAAGAGUACAUCGAGCGGUUUCGCAGGGAGGGGAACGACAAAGAGAUAGAACGGAUAAUGAUGAACUAUGAGAAACUAAAAUCACGUCUGGGUGAGAUCCAUGAUAGUAAAAUGCGCCUGGAACAAGAUUUGAAGAAACAAGCUCUGGACAACAGGGAGACUGAUAAGAAAAUGAAUAGUAUCAAGCCUGACCUAAUUCAGCUCCGCAAAAUCAGAGAUCAGUAUCUUGUAUGGCUCAAUCACAAAGGAGUGAGACAGAAGCGAAUAAAUGACUGGCUGGGGAUCAAAAAUGAAAAUAUCGAUGACACAUACUUUAUGAAUGAAGAAGAUGAGAACCUGCCACACCACGAUGAGAAAACUUGGUUUGUUGGGGAUCUCAACCGUAUCCAAGCAGAAGACUUGCUCUGUGGGAAACCUGAUGGAGCCUUUUUAAUUCGUGAGAGCAGCAAGAAAGGAUGUUAUGCUUGUUCUGUGGUAGCUGACGGAGAAGUGAAACACUGUGUGAUCUACAGCACUCCAAGAGGUUACGGGUUUGCAGAACCAUAUAACCUGUACAGCACACUUAAGGAUUUGGUUCUUCAUUACCAGCAGACGUCCCUUGUCCAACACAAUGAUUCCCUAAAUGUCAGGCUUGCCUAUCCUGUCUACGCACAGAUGCCCCCCUCUCUCUGCAGAUAAAUUUGGAGGAGGAGGAAAGUGUUGGCUAUCUUGGAUUCUUUUCUACAGUUUUUACUAAACCUUGGAGGGCAUUCUUUCUCCUUAGACUGCUUGUUUUGCACAAGAAGAGAUUCUGUGAAUGUGAAUCAAAAAGAGGCCUAGCAGCAACAAGAUGACAACUUGGGUGUAGGUGUCCUGGUGCUACUUUAAAAGCUCAGCUGUGCUUUUACACUGAUACUUUCGUUUCCUUAUGAGGGGAAUAAACUCAACACAACGCAUACAAAAAUACCAGAAGCGAAACAUCGUUUCAUGGAGAUAAUUUUUUGCCAGGCACCUUCAGUGGAACUUCUACUUGGAUUUUGUUUUCUCUUGUUCUUGUAGAGACAACUUGAAGCCUCUGUUUGAGGCAUCGGUAAUGUCUUUCAGUCUUAAACUCCCAAGAAACUAGGGGGGGGGAAACUCUACCACAGCAAUUCUUCUCUGUUAAUUUUAGCAGCUUCACUGCGAUUCAGCUGAACUUCCAAAAGAGGGCUUGUCUUGAGGUAGCAUGGCAUUUGGUGAGAAGACCAAAGGAAUUACGGGAAAGCUUCAGGUGUUUAAGUGGAGAAAUGCUUGUAAAGCAAAGUUGCUUUAUUUUUUUUUUGUCAACAGUAACAAAGUUUUGGUUCCAAUGGCAUUACAGGUCUUCACUGAAAAGGAAAAGUCUAUAACCAAACUGAACACACCAAAACUUUGCUUGUUGCUAGAUUGGGCACUUACAGGGAAGGUUGCGUUAGCAUCCGCACGUACUUUCUACACCAAAACUUGAAACAAAUAAAGGAAAAGCUAAACUUUGUAGCUUCGAAACACUAAAUUUGUCUGAUCUGGUGUAAUUGCUCACUCUCCUCUUCCUUGACCCCAGUUCCUCCCAUUCCUCAGCUUGGGAUUCUGUUUUCAGUUUUCGAUGAUACUGUGCUUCAGAAUGUAAACCAGAGUGAAGCUUGCACUCUCCUGUUGCAGUUCUUGCUGAACAAUGACAGACUCUUAAUGCUUGAUUUUUGUAUAGAAGAGGUAGGUGCAGUCAAAUGCUUCUGGAUGGCUUAUUGUACCAAAUUCUUUUGUGGGGUGUAGUCAUUUCCAGUUGUACAGAAACAAGCAUGCUAAUUAUAGAUCUCCUCUGAUUUGUUCUUUGCAAGCUAAGCUCUGAACUCUCACACUGCUACAGCUGAGCAAGGUUUUACACUGGUAUAAUCUAAAUUCCCUUGUAGUUAUUUUGGCCAUGGUGCAAAACACAGGGAGGGAGGAGAGCCGUGCUCAGUUAUUGGAUGUUUGGUACCAUCCUUUGGCAAGGGCUGCUGAUAAAAACUGGAGUGGAUAGUCCUGGGCUUUGUCAAGUAUAGCGAUCACCCAAUAAAUCCCCUCUCUGGAAAGUAUACAAAGCAGCUUAUUUCCAUUCCUUAAGCUUCUGAAAUGAAAAAAGAGCUAAUCUGGCAAACUCAACCCUUUGGCAUCAAAGAAGACUGGCAAAGCAAUUGUUCAGUGUGCAACCUUGAAAGUUACUUUAGUUCCUAUUACUGGAAGCGGUUCCCUUGCAUUGCACCCAUUGUGCAGGACAGGAAGCAGACAGCCAUGCAGGGCUGAGAAUGCUCUGGACCUUUUUCUGACCCCGGGGCUGAUUUCCUGUUCAAAUGGUGGGGUGUGGGUUUUUUCCUAUAAUGCCUGGCACUAAUGCCAGGCUUGUUGAUGGUUACUGUUUACACUAGAAGUAUUAUUUCUCUGAAUGUCAUGAAUUUACAGGCAGGGAAGUGACAGGGCUGGGGCACUGACAGCCAUUGCAGGAAGGGAAGUCUGGUUGCCUGGCAUGUCUGUGAGAUGUUUUGCACUAAUGACCCUGAUACAUCCCAGACACUUUCUAAUCAGCCAGGAUGCAAUCUUCAGGCAAAGAAUUCUGUAGAUGCCACUUUUCUAAGUAAAUGAAACGCUACAAAACUUCGCCAAAACUGAGUGAGAGGAGAAGAUUCAUGCAAGCUGCUAUGUUGAAGUGACCCGUAUCUGCUUGUGUGUCCCUUCUCUCCUGUUUCCCCAAGGAAAGGAAAACCAAGAUGUAGCCUUUGCUUUUAGUGAAGCUAUUGAAUGGAUUCCUCAGUGGCACAUGGACAUGGAAACGUUUCUUUUUAAAGAAACUUGCCCUACCUCUUGGAUCAUUUGCAGUUCUAAUCUGGUAACUGUAAAGCUGUCGUUCUCACACCUUGUGUGCAUCUAAUGUUCCCUUAGCACUGAGCUGAGUCCAAAUGUCCAAUGAGGGAAAAUCAGUUCAAAGGCACAAAUGAUAGCCAGGUGCUUCAUGCCUGUGGAAAAACUCCUCCUGUACAAGAGGAGUGUCUGAUUGUUUUCUUUGCCCCUGUGAUCUCUUAUUUGCAAUGUUAACGUUUGAGGCAGCUGGGGCAGGUAUUUCUGAUCCCUGCUUUUGUGACAGAGACAAUCUGGCUGAAGUGUUUCACAUCUGCCCCGUUUUUAGGUAGGGCUUGGUUUUGUUUGUUUUAAACAAGCACGAGUCUACUUUCAGGCUCAUAAAUCCUGGCACACCCUCUCAGUACUGACAGCAGCGGGACAGCAAAGCAGGGCUGUGUAAAGUUUCCCUGUAGUGGAGUCUAACUGAUCCUGUGAGGUCUUGGUCCAAGCUCUGACCCUGUCUCUGCCAAGGUAAAUACAGUGUAAUUCCAUUGGCAUCCAUGAAGGUAGCUUGGUUCUACAGUGGUGUGAGGUGGGAUUCUGGACCCUUGCUCUCCGAGAUCUCUUUGCUAGUUGUAGGUGAUGUGUUUGCUGUGAGUGAUGUGCUCAGAGCCAAUAAGCCAUCCUGAAGCAUUCUUUGGAAUUGUUUUGCCCAGACAGGGCUAUGGGCAGACUAAGCCCACAUUCCUUGUAUUUGGCUCUUAUCAGCAGUCUCUGAGGCUGUGUUUUGCCACUGUAUCUCUGUGUUUGGUUUAGGCACCUGAAGUCCCAGCUGCUAUGAUUGCCUGCUCCCCUUUGACUUUCAUAUGCAAUUGCACAGAUUCUUUCUGCAUCCAUUUUGCACUCCUACAGCUAAUGAAAAUUGGUGUGUAGCUGGCAUGACCCGUGGGACAGGAGCUUGACGCUGCUGCAUUCACUGCUCAGCCUAGUUCUAUUCUGUAGCAUUAGACCUGUGAGAAGCUUCCAGGAGCUAUUCUGCACUUGCAUGACUGAAAAAGGAGAAAUGGGCCUAUGAGGUGCAGGCUUCAAACCCUAGCAUGAAAAGCAGCUGUUAAGCCUAAAACAAAUGCAGGAAACGUGAACAAAAAGGCAAAACAAAGGAACUCAAGUCCUUUUAAACCAGUAAGAUGUGGGAAGGUUUCAGCUUCAAGAGUCAAAACAUCAGGGAGGAAAAGGGGGAAGCAGUCUCACUGUUGUAUGCAGCUGUCAGUUAGCAGACUGCAGUUAGCGAAGUACUGAUCUCAUUGACCCAUAUUGUGUUAAAUAUAUAUGUAGAGUUAAAUAAAUAACUUUUGCACAGUAUUAAAUGGGGGUGUAGGGGGGUGGGUGUGUGUUGAAACUCAGAUAUGCACAGUUUCUUCUGAUCUGUUUUGAAGUAUACUUGCAGGGAUCAGGGGUGAUCCAGUAUUUUGUACUUGUAUGGAUGGAAAUCAGGUCUGCUUCCACAGUUGCCAUUCAACCCCCUUGCAUCAGCCACGAGUGCCAUCUUUUUGAAGUUAGUAAGUUAAAUCUUUUCCCACUUGUUUUCUUUACUUUGAUUACAAGUAACCUUAGAAUGGGAAGAACAAACCUAGAAGCACAGGGAUGUUCCAACAGACUCUAGCAUGUGCAGCAGUAGUAUGUGAUCAGCCACCUUCUGAUACUGGAGCGCUCUAGAGUUGGGGGUUGUAUUUUUGCUGGGUUGUUUUCACUUCCCAUCAGCUGCUUUGCACUGUUUGGUGGUUGCAGCCUAGAGUUAUAUCCAGUACAAUCCCCUGUCUUAUGCCAAAAAUAAAAUUAUCUUUCCACACUCAUCCCUUGAUGUGGCAGAUGAUCAAGAUGCUUCCCACUUAAUGUGGUGGGCCUGAUUCUUGUCUUGCCUGCACUAGUGUAAGCAAGGCUUCCACAGCCAAAAGCCAUUCCCAGGAAAACAGUUUGUUUAGUCAUACCUGAAUUCAAGUCUCAGCUGGGCAAAAAUCAAACUUUGUCCUUCACAAAGCCAGGCAACUGUGAUGGGGACUGUGGAAAAGAACACUGACACUGACUGCUGUUUUGGGGAGGACAGGGGCAGUAGGUGGGUCUUGAUUGUCCCAGAUGUGAGGCUGUCUGCAGGCUUGGGUGGCACCAUGCCCUUAACUGAACACUGUGGCUUUUUGGAACAGCAGAAUUGCUAUAGAAGUGUCCCAGCUGAAGUUUGGAAAAGCCUCUUAUUUGGUACUUGAACAAUCUCACUCCUGGUUUUGAAUGUCUCUUUAUUUUUUUUUUGGUGUUGUUACACUAACAGGGAAUAAAAAUCUGGAAUGUUAGUGAGUCUUGUAUGCUUGCUGCAUUGUGCAGACAUGAAACAGGUACUGCUUGUGGGUCGGGAGGGGUCAGACAGGUUCCAAAUGCAGUUGUACAAAGCACUCUGAUGGGUUGGGAGUUGAAGUUGUUUUUGUUGUUGUUCAAAUCACAUUUAAAAUCAUAUUUUAUUACCUGUCGUUUCCUUAUGUUGACUUGCAGCCUCUGCUUUUGGAACAGAAAGAAUAACAUUCCCAAAGAACAAAGAUGCUGUGAGGGAAGAGGGGGGUUAGGCUUGCUCAAAUUCAAAGCAAAUAGAGGAAGGGUCAGCAUCCUAUGGCAUCCUUGUGGUUGUAAUUUGAUGGAGGACCGGACAGGCCAUCAAUAGGACUUCUGCCUUAAUCCAUGAAAGCAAGAGAAGCUGCCAGAGCAGCCCUUUUCCUUUGGAAUACUCAGUUGUACUCUCCUUUAACGUGUGUGCAAGGAGGUAGGAGGUUAGUAGAAGUCCUUAAAGACUUGCUCCUCUUUCGGUAUUAGAUGGGAACUUGCACUGCUGAUCCCUUAAGCCGUGCAGCCAGGGGAAGGGAGCAGUUACCAGCUCAGAUAAACAGCAGCCUGUUUGUGGAACAGCUUGGCUGGUUAAGUGCUGCGUGAGGAGUAGCUUUGGAUGGGGUUAGAUGAAGCUUGGCCAACGUUUCAGUGGCUCUGGUGUUCUGUGGGCAGAAAUACUUUCCACCAAAAGGGAAAGGGUGGGGGGAAAUUCUCUUAAUCUCUUCAAUUCCUUCCUGUUUGUUCACAGGGCCAGAUAGGGAGCUUUAGCUUAACUGUUUAGAUGAUGACAGUGCUUGAAGUGCUGGUCUUUGGGGCUGGCUCCACACCAUUAAUGCAGGACUAACUGCGUUUUAAUUGCUAUUGGCAUCAACUUACCUUAUUUUAUGACUAAACUCAUCAUUUGUUCUAAAAUUUGCCUUUAAAAAAAUGUGAUGUGAGCUUCAGAGGCAAAAAUUCUUACUGAUCUAAAACCUUGUUGAUCAACCUGUACUAGAGAAAGCAGCUUUAAUUGAUGCACGCCCCCCAACACCUCCACCACCUUCCCUUGGGAUUGCUGCUGGCAAACAAGGAGGGAAUGUUUCCCCCUGCACUCAGCGGCGCUUUCCAAGUACUCUCAACAAGGGACUUGGGAUCAUUUGGAAAAAUUAUUGCAUCCAAAGACAAAAAGUCUCCAAGGGUGAAUAUCAGCCCCCGGCAUCAGGGGAGUUGCAGGAUGCUGGGGCCAGCCACGGGCUGCCCCGCGCCGGGUCUCCAUCGGCUGCGGUGGGGUUUGCGUUCGGUCGGCUUUCGUGGGCUUUCAGUCUGGUUUUGGUUUUGUGAGUGACUUCUACAUCCAGCAGAGAGAGGUUUGAUGAAACCUGUUAACUUUGUAUAUCUGGCUGUUUAUUGCACCAUGGGAUUGUGACGGUCUGCAUCAUCUGUGCGUGUGUGUGUACGUGGGCGUGCGCGUCCGUGUCUGUACUGUAUGUAUAUAGAUCUGUGUAAGAUAUAUUCACGUACACCUUUAUAAGCAUUAGCUGUAAGUGGCACUGCCCCUUAAAGAUAACACAAAAGUCCCUGUUAGCACAUUCUGCAGUGUGUUUAGGCAGAAGUGCAUUUGGGUUUGGUUUAGGUUUUCUGUUAUUUUCUUUGUGUCAAAUGAAAAGGAGUUUAUUGUGUUCAUCUUGCAUAUGUGCUUCUGAAAUGCUGAACUCUGGAUUUCCUUGUCGGGGGUUGGGGGGGGGGGGAAGAGUUACUACUUUAUCUGUAAACUGAGUUGAAUCAGAGCAUUAUUUACUUUGGGACAAAGCACUCAGCUUUGUGCCAAGCAAAGGUGUUUAGCUCCAGAACCCACUCUUGUUCUCCUGCGGGAUGCAGUGGACGUUUACAUGUUGCAGUAGGUCCCCCAGCCCCCCUGUCCAGAGCUGAUGUGCAAUGGGUGGUGUUGGUACGUGUCCCUUUUUGUGAGUGGACUCUUUGUAUAAGAUGUGGUUCAAUGUAAAGCAUGAGUGGGUGUUUGACCUUGUAUCGAGGGCUGAAAUAACAGCACACUCCUUUGUACAAUCUUUGCAUUAAUGUUUCUGCUUUUCCUUUUGACUUCUAUUUUCUUUAAGGGAAACUGCAUCUGUUAAAGAACCUGCUUCUCCAGAAGCUAUUGACUUUUUGUUUUCCAGAUGAAUUCCAGCAUGUAACUUUGGUACUCUUGUUUGUUAUUUGUGUAAAACCUGUUCUUCUGUCGUUUAUGGUGUAGUUAGGGGAGGGGGGAGGGGGGGGGGGCAUUAAAAAAAAAAGGAGGAAAAAAUGAAUUAAUGUAGUUUAACUUUUAAAGAAACAAAGCAAACUGCUUCAUAAGGAAACCAAUUGUAUGUUAGUGUUUUCAGACAAGUCAUCCUGUAGUUUCUAGCUCAGUAAUGCAAGACUGUACUUGUCACCAGGUGUGUUACAAUUUUGCUGUAUUCUUUUACUAGAUGGUUGAGCUUUUAAAUCCCAGACACUAAGCAUCCUGGGCCUACUUGCUCUAGAUCAAAAAAAAAAAGAAAAAAAAAAAGAAAAAAGGAAAAAAAAAUGCAAUAAAAAAAUUGCAAUAAAGCACAUUGACAUGUAAUGUUUUAGAAGGAUGUACUGACAGCUGUUUCUAAUAAAUUCAGAACUGCAGUGUGGUCAGGC